Messenger RNA from Ectocarpus sp. CCAP 1310/34, 177 nucleotides. Lineage: Eukaryota; Phaeophyceae; Ectocarpales; Ectocarpaceae. The record is from the annotation of a GenBank genome assembly.
AUGGUAGCGGAAAAUCAAGCGCACAAGCACUUGAACCCUCACCCGGGGGGAGCAGAGACACCUUUCAAGCGGACCUGGCAGAACGAGGUUUCCCCGGGGAUACGUCCAGAAAUGGACUCCAUCCUGCGCAAGUGGCUGCCCGGAGUACUUCUUGCCCGAUAUGGAAUUCCGCCUUAA